Guyanagaster necrorhizus is the source of this 944-nucleotide messenger RNA. RefSeq lists its product as uncharacterized. Lineage: Eukaryota; Fungi; Basidiomycota; Agaricomycetes; Agaricales; Physalacriaceae. Bases 1 to 735 code for a protein of 244 amino acids. The record is from RefSeq and is a predicted model, not a curated record. The transcript has 2 exons.
AUGUCCAAAUUGCAAUAUGCAUCAGAGGAGGCUAUAUUCAGAGAUAUCCGAAAGAUGGGAUCUGGCAUGCUUUUAGAGCUUGAUUCCUCGAUAUCAGAGCUGCAGAUGGAAUUGAAAUCCCUCAUCCACACACGCAGUGAGCUUCAGUGGAGUAUGGAGCACUCAACCGAGAUCCUUAAUCCCGUCCGUCGUCUUCCUGAAGACAUGUUACACGAGAUUUUCACAUAUUGCCUUUCCAACCUGACACCGAGUCGUACUUCCUUCCAUUGUGCAAAUUCACCCCCAUGGAUCCUUGGCAUGGUGUACAGGAUGUGGGGGCAGACUAUGCUAUUGUUUCCACAGCUAUGGACGCAUGUGCACUUCGAUAUGUGUAUUGUGCCCAACCCCAUUCGUAUCCAAAAGCGACUGUCAAAGAGAUCACCUACUGACUGUGUUGUUUCACAUGAGUGCUUGCUGAAGAAUCUCCAUCUUCAACUGCAGCGCUCGGCCGGCCUUCCCCUUGAUAUCUCAUUCUUUCACGAUAUAGAUGUGCCAAAUGAAGGAGCCUCAUACCUUUGGCCUCUCAUUGCCUCUUCCUACCGAUGGAAGCAGUUGUCAACCAGUGUGUCAGGGCUCACGUUGGAACCAUUCUUAUUUAUUCAGAAUUCCAUCCCUGCACUCGAAACCUUGGAGAUAGUUGAAGGGCUGACAACACCUUCCCAUCUGGUCCAACUUUUAUCUGCUACCAAUCUUUGAAAUCUCAUCAUCAAUAAUGUUCAUCAUCCGGGUUGGCUGGACCUGCAGCUCCAAUGGGUGCAGCUGACUACUUUGACACUGAAAGGUGUUAUAACUGAUUCAAAUGCACUGCAGACAGUGCAAGUUCUCCUUCAGAUGUCAUCGCUAAAAUGGUUGACAUUCACAUCACCAGUCAUUCCUUGGCAAGUUCACCAGCAUACACAUGCGGC